AUGGAAUUAGAAAAUAUCGUAGCCAACACUGUCUACUUGAAAGCCAGAGAGGGAGGUUCCGAUAGCAACAAAGGCAAGAGCAAAAAGUGGCGGAAGAUCCUCCAGUUUCCUCACAUAUCGCAAUGCUUAGAUAUAAAAACAAAAAUAGAUGUAGACUACGACUACGUGGUGGAUCAGCAGCCAAUCGGCAAGCUCCUUUUCAGACAGUUCUGCGAGCGGAAUCGACCGCACUAUCACAAAUACAACAGCUUCUUAGAUGCGGGGCGUAAUAUAUUCCAGGCGGAGAGGUACGAGGUGGAGGUCGACGAGACGCGGGUGGCGCUCGCGGCGGACCUGUUCGGUCGGUAUCUGAAGACGGAGGACUGCGACGCGGUGACCGACGUCGUGCCGCCGGACGUCAUUGAUGAUGCUAGCAAGCUGCUCGAGGGCGGUGCUAAGGACAUAUUCAGUGAAUGUAUUCGAUGUGUCAAGAGUUUCCUGGCGGGCAGCCCAUUCGCGGAGUUCGAACGGUCCAUGUACUUCCAUAGGUAUUUGCAAUGGAAGUGGCUGGAAGCGCAGCCGAUCACGCAGAACACGUUCCGGAUGUACCGGGUACUCGGGAAGGGGGGUUUUGGGGAAGUAUGCGCUUGUCAGGUUCGAGCAACGGGUAAAAUGUACGCUUGCAAAAAAUUAGAAAAGAAAAGGAUAAAGAAGCGGAAAGGGGAAGCGAUGGUGUUGAUAGAGAAACAGAUAUUACAGCGGAUCAACUCGAGAUUUGUAGUGAAUUUGGCUUACGCGUACGAAACUAAGGACGCCUUGUGUCUCGUCCUCACUAUAAUGAAUGGUGGUGAUCUAAAGUUCCAUAUAUACAACAUGUGCGGCGCAGACACGGGGCUCGGGCUCGAGCGGGCCCGCUUCUACGCCGCGCAGGUCGCCUGCGGGCUGGAGCACUUGCACAAGAUGGGAAUUGUUUAUAGGGACUGCAAGCCGGAGAACAUCCUGCUGGACGACGCGGGGCACGUGCGCAUCUCCGACCUGGGGCUGGCCGUGGACGUGCCCGAGGGCGGCAGCGUGCGCGGCCGCGUCGGCACCGUCGGCUACAUGGCGCCCGAGGUGAUAGACAACGAGCGCUACACGUUCAGUCCGGACUGGUUCUCGUUCGGCUGCCUCGUGUACGAGAUGAUCGAGGGCCGCGCGCCCUUCCGCGCGCGCAAGGAGAAGGUCAAGCGGGAGGAGGUCGACCGCAGGGUCAAGCACGAGCAGGAGAAGUACUCGAGCAAGUUCAGCGAGUGCGCGCGCGCGCUUUGCGCGGCGCUGCUGCACAAGAGCGUGGCGGCGCGGCUGGGCGGCGCGGGCCGGCGCGGCGCGCGCGCCGUCAAGCAGCACCGCUUCUUCGCGCGCCUCAACUGGGCGCGCCUCGAGGCCGGCAUGGUGGACGCGCCCUUCGUGCCCGACCCGCACGCCGUGUACGCGAAGGACGUGCUGGACAUCGAGCAGUUCUCCACCGUGAAGGGCGUGAACCUGGACGCGGCCGACGACACCUUCUACGGCAAGUUCAACACCGGCAGCGUCAGCAUCCCCUGGCAGCGCGAGAUGAUCGAGACCGGCUGCUUCACAGAGCUCAAUGUCUUCUCUAUUGACGAGGAGGGCAAGGAGUGCCGCACGGCGGACCUGCAGCUGGUGCCCGCCGCGCCCGCGCCCAGCGACGACGCCGGCUGCUUCGUAUUCGCGCGACGGGUGCUUUGCCCUCAAAAGAAGGUACCGCCGCGUCUCCGCGCUGUGCCCGUGCCGGAGCACCUGCUGCAGCCCGCCUCGCCCCCGCCCGCCCUCAGC
Brenthis ino (lesser marbled fritillary) is the source of this 1812-nucleotide messenger RNA. NCBI's taxonomy places the organism in Eukaryota, Metazoa, Arthropoda, Insecta, Lepidoptera, Nymphalidae. The record is from the annotation of a GenBank genome assembly.